CGAAAAGGUGUGGCUGCAAUUUGCUCGUCAAUUCAUUUCAUGGUACACCGCCACUCAGUUAACCAAUCCGUUUCUCCUUUGCCAGGCUCCCACUUCGUCUCUCUCUUUCACUCUCUCACUGCCUUUGGUUGCGAAUUGGUGACAGGACCAAAAUACGAAUUUGUGGGAAAAGAAAUUCACCCUUAGGUGGAAACUGAUCGAAUGCUAGAAAGAAGAUAAGAGCAGCUGAUUCCUGGGUGCGUCUCUUUCUUCAGCACUCGCAGGGACGAAGAUAACAGAUAUGGUAUGUAGUUGAGACAGACGUUGUGGGUGAAAAAUCUGUUGUAGAGAUGUCAGGUGGUGGGUGUAGCAUUGUGUGGUUCAGAAGAGAUCUGAGGUUAGAGGAUAAUCCAGCUCUGACGGCGGGAAUGAGAGCCGGCGCUGUGGUCGCACUUUUUAUAUGGGCACCUGAGGAAGAAGGUCAAUACCAGCCCGGAAGGGUGUCCAGAUGGUGGCUUAAACAAAGUUUGGCUCACCUUGAUUCGUCUCUGAGAAGUCUUGGCACUCCUCUUAUCACUAAGCGAUCGUCUGAUAGUGUUUCUUCUCUCCUGGAGGUUGUCAAGGCUACUGGAGCAACGCAACUCUUCUUUAAUCAUUUAUACGAUCCCCUGUCACUUAUUAGGGAUCACCGGGCCAAGGAGGUUCUAACUGCUCAAGGCAUAGCCGUACGUUCAUUCAAUGCAGAUUUACUGUAUGAACCAUGGGAAGUCAAUGAUGCCCAUGGCCAGGCAUUCACCACUUUUUCCGCUUUUUGGGAAAGAUGCCUCAGCAUGCCUUAUGACCCCGAGGCACCUCUUCUUCCGCCUAAAAGAAUUAUUGCAGGUGAUGUAUCAAACUGCCGUUCUGAUAAUUUGGUGUUUGAAGAUGAAUCAGAGAAGGCAAGCAAUGCACUUCUUGCUCGAGCAUGGUCACCUGGAUGGAGCAAUGCCGACAAGGCCUUGACUACAUUCAUAAAUGGCCCAUUGAUUGAAUAUUCAAAAAAUCGCAGGAAAGCUGACAGUGCCACGACCUCAUUUCUUUCUCCCCAUUUGCAUUUUGGAGAGUUGAGUGUCAAGAAGGUCUUCCAUCUUUUCCGAAUUAAGCAAGUUUUAUGGGCCAAUGAAGGUAACAAGGCUGGUGAAGAAAGUGUCAACCUGUUUCUCAAGUCUAUUGGUCUUAGAGAGUAUUCAAGGUACAUCAGUUUCAACCAUCCCAAUAGUCACGAAAGGCCUCUUUUGGGCCACCUUAAGUACUUUCCUUGGGUGGUAAAUGAAGGCUAUUUUAAGGCAUGGAGGCAAGGAAGAACUGGGUACCCCUUGGUGGAUGCUGGGAUGAGGGAGUUGUGGGCCACUGGUUGGCUGCAUGAUCGGAUACGUGUUGUUGUUUCCAGUUUCUUUGUGAAGGUUCUGCAGCUUCCCUGGAGAUGGGGAAUGAAAUAUUUUUGGGAUACUCUCUUGGAUGCAGAUCUUGAGAGUGAUGCUCUUGGUUGGCAGUACAUAUCAGGUACUCUCCCUGAUGGCCGUGAAUUUGACCGAAUAGAUAACCCCCAGUUUGAGGGAUACAAGUUUGAUCCAAAUGGAGAAUAUGUACGACGAUGGCUUCCAGAACUCUCAAGACUACCAACUGAAUGGAUACAUCACCCAUGGAAUGCGCCAGAGUCUGUACUUCAAGCUGCUGGAAUUGAAUUGGGGUAUAAUUAUCCUCUUCCUAUUGUGGGAAUAGAUGCAGCAAAAGCCCGACUGGAAGAAGCACUAUUACAAAUGUGGCAACAAGAAGCAGCUUCAAGAGCAGCAAUUGAAAAUGGAACUGAGGAAGGGCUUGGAGACUCCUCUGAAUCAGCCCCUAUUGCCUUUCCUCGGGACAUACAAAUGGAGGAAAGUCAUGAUCCUGUUAGGCAUAACCCCCAUUCUGUUGCCCGGUCAUACGAGGAUCAGAUGGUCCCAAGCAUCACUUCCCUAGUGAGGGUGGAAGAUGAAGAAGCUUCUUCGGAUCUUCAAAACUCCACAGAAGAUAGCAGGGCUGAAGUGCCAAUGAACGUGAAUAUGCAACAGAAUGCAAGAGAAAGGUUGAACCAAGGGCCUUUGCAGGUUGUUUACAGGAAUACUCAAAUGCAGAAUGGUGCAACGGGACUGGGAAAUGCAGUUGAAGAUUCUACUGCAGAAUCUUCAAGUAGUAGUACUAGGAGAGAUGGGGGUGUGGUUCCCGUAUGGUCUCCUCCAGCAUCUAGUUACUCAGAUCAAUUUGUAGGAGAUGAGAAUGGUAUAGGGGCUAGCUCAUCUUACUUGCAGCCGCGUCCUCAGUCUCACCAACUCAUGAACUGGAGGGGGCUACCCCAGACCGGGUAAUCCACCCCUAAAUAGGCAGAGUAAAUGCAGAGAGGUUGAAUGUGCAGACUCAGCUCAUAUUGUGGGAAAUUGGAACGGUGAACAUUUAUUGGACCUGCAUCAGUGUUCUUGUCCUUCCCAUUUUACCGGAAUUGACAUGAUUAACGGCUGACUUCCAAUGUAUAUGAAAUUUCAUUCACGCAGGCAGUUCAUCUGCAUCCCCUUUUGCUUCCUUGUACAAUAUGUGUAGGCCUAUUGUAUAGUUUAUAGUGUCUAGGGGAGGAGGGGAGGAGACAUUAUAAGAUCCUUACCCCUCUAAUAAACUCAGGUUUGCGAUCAUCAUUUUAUUAUCAAGGCAGAUAUAUUUAUUUUUAA
Prosopis cineraria is the source of this 2717-nucleotide messenger RNA. Its product is annotated as cryptochrome-1-like. Gene Ontology annotation, biological process: circadian regulation of gene expression; blue light signaling pathway; entrainment of circadian clock by photoperiod. Gene Ontology annotation, cellular component: cytoplasm; nucleus. The record is from RefSeq and is a predicted model, not a curated record. Gene Ontology annotation, molecular function: FAD binding; blue light photoreceptor activity; DNA binding. Lineage: Eukaryota; Viridiplantae; Streptophyta; Magnoliopsida; Fabales; Fabaceae. The transcript has 5 exons. Bases 330 to 2363 code for a protein of 677 amino acids.